Molecule: messenger RNA, 2864 nt
Organism: Bolinopsis microptera
Lineage: Eukaryota; Metazoa; Ctenophora; Tentaculata; Lobata; Bolinopsidae
Exons: 9
Coding region: 791-2299 (502 amino acids)
Biological process (GO): phospholipid catabolic process
Cellular component (GO): plasma membrane
Molecular function (GO): D-type glycerophospholipase activity
Source: RefSeq, a predicted model, not a curated record
AGGCUGGGAUUGAGAUGUAUUUUGUAUAUUUAUUAUAACACGUCUAGUGAGUGGUUGUAAGUAGCUGCUAACAAAUGGGUCUUUUGAAAGGGAGUCUACGAAUACACAUCAUCGAAGCAAAGGGUUUGUUAAACAGAGAUAACACGGUAGUUCAUGAAGAUGUAUCAGACCCCUAUGUUUCUGUUGAUGUUGGUGUUACCAGGGUAGCCAAAACGUUCGUCAAGGACAACAAUCUCAAUCCUCGCUGGAAUGAGGUUUUUAACGUAGACGUGAACAGUAAAGCUCGGUCAGUGACCUUCAAGGUGAAGGACCGUGAUGUGGUGGGAUGUGACAUGUUGGGCUGGUUAGCUAUUGAAGUGGACGAGCUACUCGAGGAGGAGAUUAUAUCCGGCUGGUUUCCACUGAUAAGUCCUCAGGGGAGACAGGAUUGUGGCAAGCUGAGGGUAGAGAUCAGUUUCAAGACCAAAAACAAGAACGUACAAAACAACAUGUUUCCUCUCAGAACAACCACAAGGUUGAGACUAUAUCAGGAUGCGUGCUGUGCCAAGUUUCCCCAACAUGACACCCACGUUAGGAGGAACUCUACGAUACAAGUCAAGGCUGGAGAAAGCAGCUGGAUAGAUUUGUACCGUGAUCUCAAACAAGCUCAAGAUCUUAUCUACAUCAGCGGAUAUACACUCAAUCCUGAUUUGAAGUUGUCGAGAUACACACCGUGUGAGACGCUAGGACAGAUACUUCUAGAACGUGCAGAGAAGGGGUGCAAGUCCUUAUCCAAGUCCAGGAGCUGUGUAUGGGGUCCCCUUGUGAGUACAUGUGCCACCUGCACGAUCCUGAACGACACUUGAAGCUGAGAUUCGCUGCUAGUUCCGUACAGGUUUCAGUGAGACCGCCCACACGAGAUGACCACACCUCCUCCUUCGUUUUGGUGGACACGUCUCUGGAGAACGUUAACGUGCCGCAGAGACGACUUGUUGCUUACUUCGGGGGCUUGGACCUGGUAACAGGAAGAUGGGACACGCCAGGUCACUCUCUCUUCGACACACAACGCACACUGCACCGGGGUGACUUCUACAACCCCUGUCUGAACCUCCGGGCCCGGGGUCAGUCUUACUGUCAGAUUUGUGGUCCCAAGGACACUCCUGACCAGGAAAUUGAGACUACAACUUGUGAUUCCUCAGGUGCUAGGUUACCUUGGCAUGAUACAACCAGCAGAUUUGAGGGCCGCCUAGCACACGAUCUCAUGGUACAUUUCGAGGAGGAGUGGUUAAAACACGGACCUAAAACGAACUUUGCGGAAAUAGACGAUGAAGACUACGAUCUGGAUAACCCCCCUCCCGGAAACAAGACAGACGAGUGGGAAUGCAGUCUCCUGACGAGCAUUGCUAACCCUAGCAACCCCACAUCGUCUCUAAAGAGACGGUCAACCAGACGUGCUAGAAGUAGGACGAAAAGUGUUAUGACUACUAAUGAGGAUGUCAUCCAACAAUGUUUAAUUAAUCAUAUUAAGAAAGCGAAGAAAUUCGUUUACGUGGAAUGUCCGAUUUUGUUCAAAACGAAAGAACCGGACGGUUUUACUCUGAACCCGGUCCUAAACGAGAUGAUAACACGGAUUAUGAUAUCUAUUGAAAACAGAACAGAGUUCACGGUGUUCCUCGUGAUCCCUGAACUUUACAUCCACACAUCCAACAUGAAGUUAGCUUCAGAUCCCGACACAGAUCGUGUAAACGUUUACCACAGGGAUUGUAUUGCUAAAAUGUAUAACAUGAUAGGAAACUGUAUUGCUCGACACAAGGGAUCAGCAGAUAAACACCCAACAGACUAUGUCCAGGUUUACACUCUCCGAAACAACGGUUCCAGUACCCCCUACAAGCUUAAAGAACACGAUCAUAACAUUCAGAGUCAGAUGAUAUUCGUACAUUCUCAGGUUGUUAUCAUAGACGACGAGCACUUGAUAAUGGGAUCUCCAACCAGCCACACUCAGCUCGCAAACAAGGACUACGAAGUAGCUCUGGCUCUGUGCCAGCCCCAUCACCCUAGUGUUAUGAACGGACCGUUACCCACAGGGGAUGUGGCCAGGUUUAGGAUGUCCCUGUGGUUAGAACACAUGGGGGACACCCAGACCUCUUGGACAGACCCGAGUAGCAGGGAGUGCAGGGAGAGACUGAGGUUUAUAGCUCAGGUUAACAGAGCUAACCAUGAUAAGGGUGUGGUUUGCGAGUCUCAUCUGCUCGAGUUUUGCAAAUCUGUUCACAAGAGUGGGAGAACGGAGUUUUACCACUUUAAGACACAUAAACACUAGUGCUAUAACACUGGAUUCUUAAACUUUACUUUCGGGUAGAGAUCAUAAGAUCGCGAUUUUUUUACCAACGUGAGCAUGAAAAUUACUUUUCCUUUUCAACCUCUUUUACUAUUUCAUAGCAAAAGCUUCUCGACACAAGAAGUGACACGUUUCUAAACAAUAUGGAGAGAAACACUUUAUUCCCUCGCAUCCUGUUUGAUAACUUAGUAUUCAUUCAUACUGACUUUCGUGGGAAAACUUUGUGCUAUUUUUACAAUGGACCUUAAUGGAGUCAACCAAAUAUUUAAUCGAUAUUGUGACUAAAAUUCAGGUAAAUCAGAUUAAUAAUGGUUAAAUUUAUUGCACAAAAUUGGCAAACCUUGCUGUGUGUAUCGAAUCCUAUUUUUAACAAAUUUUUGUCCGAAAGGAGGAUUUUGGGAUGAAAGAAUUUAGGGCUCACACGAAUAAAUGAGCUUAACACGUCAGCCUUUCUAAUUUUAUAGUUAUGGUAAGAUGACAUAUAAACUGAGUUUUAUGAGCAAGUUAAACUGUAUUGAGUUAAGAAUAACAUAUACCAACUAUUUUU